Molecule: messenger RNA, 9435 nt
Organism: Bacillus rossius redtenbacheri
Lineage: Eukaryota; Metazoa; Arthropoda; Insecta; Phasmatodea; Bacillidae
Product: sphingomyelin phosphodiesterase
Exons: 13
Coding region: 241-2370 (709 amino acids)
Biological process (GO): ceramide biosynthetic process; sphingomyelin catabolic process
Cellular component (GO): lysosome
Molecular function (GO): acid sphingomyelin phosphodiesterase activity
Source: RefSeq, a predicted model, not a curated record
UUUACUUUUUUUAAUGCGCAAAGUCUAUGGACAAGGGUUGAGACUCUAGAAAGCACAAUCUGAGUAGCAAUAUAGGUUGGUUUGACGUUUGUGAGGUUAUCAGGACGGAUGCGUUAUUUUUGAAGUCAAUAUACAGGAUUUGAAGAACGAAUGAUAACCUCUGUGAUAGUGUGUUCUGUGUUUUAGGCUGGUGACAGUGCUUGCACCGGCCCAGGUCAGAGUCUGUGUUCCGCCUCCAAUAUGCUUCUCUUCUGGUUCCGGCCCUUUGCUGCUCUCAUUUCUUCUCAUCUUCUCAUCUGCACGUCUGGCAUGCCUCUGUCUUCAAACACAGAGUGGAAUGUUUCUUCAGAGUAUGAUGACCUGUGGCCAGCACUAUCCAGCCCAAGCUACUACCUGUUCAGACCAUCAACGGUUGUCCUGAAUCCAGCCAACCACUCACACACCCUUCCAUCAACAAAUCUUCCAGAAAAUAUGGAGUCACAAAUUAAUAAGCAGUUUCAGCUUUUAAAGAUGAACUACUCACGUAUUAUGAAUGAUGUAUAUGAUAAGUCUAGUGGCCGCCACCUCCCUCGUCUGGUCGACAAAGCGCUCAGGCUGUUCGAUCUCAAACAAGUAAUGCAGGAGUUGGAGACCAGUGUGAUGUCAAAAGUCUCGUGCACCGCAUGUAAAGCAGGAGCUGGUCUUCUGCAGCAUUACAUUCAUGCUGGUAAAACACUGGAUGAUAUAAAGAAAAUAGUUCUUCAGUUUUGCAUCAGUUUGAAAAUACAGUCGCCAAGAGUAUGUGAGGGUAUCACAGAAUUGUUUGUUGGUGAAGUGGUGUACGUAUUGCAGCAAGUCACACUCGGUCCAGAAGAGAUCUGUAGUUUUGUGAUUGGUGAUGCAUGUGGUGACGUGUAUAACCCAACUCAUGAAUGGCAUGUUGCAUUUCCACCCGUACAAAAACCAGAUGUCGUGCCACAAAAACCACCCUCUCCAGGUGCUCCUACUUUCAAAGUACUUCACUUGUCGGAUACUCAUUUUGAUCCAUACUAUCAUGAAGGUUCCAAUGCUAACUGCAAGGAGCCUCUGUGUUGUCGUUUAACAAAUGGGCCAGCUCGAACAUCACACGACGCUGCCGGGCGUUGGGGUGACUAUCGCAAGUGUGAUACUCCCAAACGUACAGUUGAUCACAUGUUGCAACACAUUUCAAAUACUCAUCCUGAUAUAGAUUAUAUCUUGUGGACUGGAGACUUACCGCCACACGAUGUUUGGAACCAAACCAGGGAACAGAAUUUAAUGAUUUUGAGAGAAACUGUGAAUCAGAUGAUUCAGACUUUCCCAGGUAUACCAAUAUUUCCAGCAUUAGGCAAUCAUGAAAGCCAUCCUGUGAACAGUUUUCCACCUCCAUUUGUGAGUAAUGAAUAUAGUAUUGCAUGGCUGUACAAUGAGCUGGACAAGCACUGGAGACAGUGGCUGCCUACAUCUGUGUCCCACACGGUACGUCGUGGUGCCUUCUACAGUGUGCUGGUGCGACCUGGAUUUAGGAUCAUCUCUCUCAAUAUGAAUUUCUGCAAUAACAAAAAUUGGUGGCUUCUCUUGAAUAGUACUGAUCCAAGUAAGGAACUUCAGUGGUUUAUUUAUGAACUUCAAAGUGCUGAAUUCAAUGGUGAGAAGGUGCAUGUGAUUGGUCACAUUCCUCCUGGACAUAGCGAUUGCCUAAAAGUUUGGAGCCGCAACUAUUUUGAGAUCAUCAAUAGGUAUGAAUCUACAAUUGUGGCACAGUUUUUUGGGCACACACACUUUGAUGAAUUCCAGUUAUUUUAUGAUAGCAAGGACCUUGGCAGAGUUACAAGUGUAGCUUAUAUUGGGCCCUCAGUUACACCAUAUAGUGAUUUAAAUCCAGGCUAUAGAAUAUAUUAUGUUGAUGGUGAUCAUCCAGAAAGCACCAGGGCAGUGGUGGAUCAUGAGACAUGGGUGAUGAAUUUGAAGGAAGCAAAUCUGUAUGAUUACCCCAUUUGGUACAAACUGUACAGUGUGAGGUCUUCAUACCAGAUGCCAUCUUUACUACCUCAAGAUUGGGAUAGCUUACUCAACAAGCUGACAAUAGACAGCUCUGUUUUCAACCUAUAUUAUAAGCAUUAUUGGAAGAAUUCGCCAGCGAGGCCAACUUGUGAUUCUGAGUGCAGGAAGAGAAUGGUGUGUGAUCUGAGAAGUGGUCGCUCUCAUGAUCGCAAAACUCUCUGUCAGGAACUGGAGAGUCGUAUUGAUGCAAACACACGAACAGGGUGGCGGGCAUGGAUCUACAAUGGCCUUGCGAUAUCGUAUGUUAAUUAUUUUGUUGGGUUUUGUUGGAUUGGGGAUAACGUAAAGAAUGCUGUGGCUCUGUUGUAAGAGGAAAUGUGAUUAUUGCAAAACAAUUAAAGGAAUUUACUGACAUGUACUUUUACAUACAUUCCUGCGAAAGUGGACCACACUAUUGAAUCAAUGAGAUGGUGUCAUUAAUUCUAUAAUGCAUUUUCUGAAUUUGAUUAAUACAUUAUAUAAGUUUAAUGUUUCAUUUAGUGAAUAAUAAGUUUAAUGGACUUAUUAGGAAAAGUCAUAUGUUUCACCUUUUGGUCUGUUUAUUAACCUAGGAAUGAAAAGCUAUGGGAUGAAUAAAGUGGCAGUUACUAUAGAAGGGGAGUGAUGGUGGGCAUGUAACUGGUUGGUCACUGUGUAUUAUUUACCAGAAAAACUUGUCAUAGUAUAUCAAAGUUUUUGAAUCCUAAUGCUUUACAUUUGUGGGGGGGAGGGGGCGAAAUUGAGGCACAUUGGGUUCAAAGAGGGCGUAGCUCUGGUCGACGUCAUUAUAUCAAAUUUUUCAUUUCAUUUACACAACAAUUUCUUUACUAUAAUUUGGAUGAUUUGGUCAUGAACAUAGUUUCAUAAUUAUUAUGAAAACUAUUUAAACAUUUUCACCAAACUUGCUCUAUUCCAAGAAUUUUGGAACUGGAAUUUAUCACAUUGCAAGUUUAAUCACCACAGUAUUUAUUUUUUUUUUAAUUUGAUAAUAUUAUAUACCUGUUAUCUAAUUUGACUUAAGGAAAUUUCCAAUUAAAUAACUAAAAUAAAUGUGUAGUGAUACAAGCAUCUGGCUCAUAAAUUGCAAGGAUAAACUGUAACACAGAUUUGAUAAAUCUUCAACAAGACCAAGGUUGCUUGUAACCGUGUUUGCAAAAUUAUAGUCUCUGCAAACAACUGUCCUUGACAUGUGUCAAGCUAUGAUUUUUGUUAAUAGAUUAGUUUUUUCUGUUAAAUGAGUAAAUUUACAUUUAAUGUGGGGCCAAUUUUUUUACAUGUGCCUGUUAUUUUGUCUCGCAUUAUCAAAUUUUUCUCUAGUUUUGUGUCACAGUGGUGAAACUCAUUUUAGUUCUUUGUCAGUUUUAAUUUUUGUGUGAGUUAAUUUUUUUUGGUACUUCUGUACUAGCACGUGUAUUAUUUUUGUUUGCUUUAUCAAUAGGUCAUAAAUUUAUGAUUAUUAAAUAGCACUGAUGCAGCUUAAAUCCAAAAGGAAGUACUAUAUGCUAUAAGAAAAAGUUUAUUUUAUUUUAAUUUGGCCACAAUCAUAAUUUUUAGUUCAUUUCUUUAUUUCUUAUUCAUUGCUUCAAAGCAUCUGUUAUGAUGAAAGUAGUUUGCUUUUGUUUUUGGUUUGAUCAAUCUUGCCACAUUCACUGAGCUUGCAUCUCUCAUAAUAGGUGUUGUAAUUGAACCAACUGGGACAAGCUUAGAACUUUAAUGAGAACUUAUUACUAUGAGCAGUCUACUGUUUGUUUUAGGUUAUUUAUGGUCAAGUUUACUUCUUAACCCUUUCACAUUUAAUACUAAUAAUGGUUAAAUUGUCAACAAAACAAGUAAUUGCCAUCCAGUGCAGUAUGUUCCUUCCACUUAAAUUGCUUAGGAAGUAAUUUUUUUUUUUUUUUCCAACUUCAUUACUCUCUCUACUUUUAUGUUAAUGCUGGUUUGAUUAUUUCAGUAAGAAGAAUGAAGUAUUCAUGACAUAUAAAUAAAUAUACAGCUAUAUUGGGUUCACCACUAAACAAAUUUUUAGAAGGGUGGAAGUUUUUCUAGUUUUUCUGUUAAUCGUUUAUUGUUGCUUGCUGUAAGAUACAUAUGACUGUAGAGAAAAGUAAAGAUGACAAUUCAACACCUAGAAUUGAAUUUUUGUCAGGAUCUAUUAAACAAAAAAGGCUUAUGAACAGCAGGAAUGGUUCGCUAGUAGAACAUGCCUAAAUUGUCAGUGGCUAAUCAACAUAGCAGUCAAUAUGUAAUUUGGUAUUCUUUAGUAAUUUGUUACUGCAAACAGAUCUUUGGGGUUGAGAUAAAUUGGUGUCACUAAUUAAAUUGCAUCAUCACAGAUAUAUAGUUUGUAACACUGCAUUUCGCCUUAGUGUAUAAUUUCAAAAAAAGGGGGUGGGGGAAAAUAUCCGGUAUUUUUGUGUUUUACAUAAUUGUUAUGUUAUACUAAUUGCAAGGAAUUGUAAAUACUUGAACAACCAUAAUCACAUUUCCUUGUAUCAUUUUGAAAAUAUUUAUAAUUGAUAAAAUGUUACAAAAUGUUAAUAUUUAAUCAUGUUAACCUUAAAUAUUAAAUUUAACUUCAUACUACAUCUUAUCAUUGCUAAGCAUACUUGAUUUUGUGAAAUGAGAAUUAUUUAUGAGUCAUUAUUUAGCUCAUUCAGGCUAAACUUAUGCUGGAAAAGUGUGGUUUAUAUUAUGUUAAACUCAAGUAAGCAUUGCAUAAAAUAGAUUUCUAUUAUUUAGCGUUAUUUUUGUCUAUUGUACUUGUUUGGUUUUGUGUUUGUUGUUUAAAAUAAUGUCAAUACCAGUCAUAAUUGGUAUUGUAUUUUUUGUUAAUAUCCAUCUUUUUUCUACUUUUUAUUGUAAUUCUAAUCUUAAUCUUAUUCCAGAUCAUUAUUUCAUAUUUUAUUUAAACACCGUUGAACAUGUAAGCUUUUUAAAAGUCAACAUUCAAAAUGUGAAACAAAAUACAUAUUUUUUAUAAUUUUUGUGUAAUUUGCUGCCAGAGUUACUUUUGCAGUAUCAAUAAGGAGAAAUAAAUGGAAUACUAGUUUGAAACAUUUUAGAGUUAAAGGCAAUAGUACUGGCUACUUUAUAAUGGAGUUUGAUUACUCUAUGAAAAAAAUAUUCUAUUUUAAUUUACUGUCAAAAUCCUUUCAAUUUUGAAUAUUUUAAAAGGCUAGGUAAAAUUAAAUAAUUAUUUCUCAAAGAAAUUCAAAACCAUAUCAUGAAGUACAUAGUAAUAUUGUCUUUAAACCUAAAAUUGUUCAUUUCUGUAAUACACUCAAUUCUCCUUAUUGGUACUGCAAAAAAAUUUUAUAACUGUAACUUAAAGAGCAAAUUGUGCAGAAAUUAUGCAAAAUAUAUAUUUUUAAUUGUGUGAAAGUUGAGCCACUCAAAAAGUCAACAAGUUUGUGUAUAAUGUUAGUGUAAAAUAAUGACAUGGAAUGGAAAAAACUUUUGUGUGUGUGUGUGUGUGUGUGUGCGUGCGUGCGCGUGCGCGUGUGUGUGUGUGUGUGUGCGCGUGCGUGCGUGUAAACACACAUGGCUGGUGGCUGGAAACUGCAAGUGAUAAUGAGUAUGAUUGUUAAAUGUACAUAUUUUUGCAGUAUUUAUUCAAAAUGCAGGUAAUGGUAGGUUUGUAAAUAUGGUAUAUGGGAACAUGCAGUUACAUAUCAGUUACCAUUUCUGGAUGUUUUACAGAGCCAUUGUUUUUAUUAUUAUAACUAAUAAUUUAUUUUAAUAUUGUUUGAAUUGGUUUGGCUUGGAAGUGCACAGAAGGGCUAAAAUAAAUAAUGGGUUUCUGAAUUACUUGUGCACUAACUAGGUGCUUAUAAUUAUCCAAGUUAGUAAAUGUCCAAUCACAAAAAAAAAUAUUAUUGUCUUACAUAAUUUCUAGUACUAUGAUAAAUUUAAUAUUUAACAAAUACCUUUUGCUGUGAUUCUUAAGUCAGUUUUUUUUAAAUGUUAAGGCAGCUAGUGCGUCUUUCUCAGUUAUUACCUGAAUGGUGAAAUGAAGAAGUAUGAUCACAUAGGGAAUAUUAGUCUAUUGACUUAAACCAUCAGUCGACUAAUUUGCAGUUUGUUGGCACUUUUUCCAUCAUACCAGCUUAUUACUCCACAUUAGAGCACUGCAUUGAUUACAUGUAGCUUUGAAUUGUAGGCGGCUGCUCAUCAUAUGAAAGAGAGGCCUGACAUCUCUUGCCUGCCACGAGGAGUGAAUGAUGAGAGAAAGAGGUGAGUUAGGUUGCCCACUGGAUCAUCUAUCCAACUUUUUUUCCACUUUUGCAGAAAACCCAGGUCAGAACUGCCAGGAUUCAAACACAUGUUGUCUUGAUGAGAGAUGAAUGAUGUGAGGGAUGUGACCAAUGUACUACCAUUGCAUGAACUUUCUCCCCUUAUACACACUAGUAAACAACAUUUGAAAAAACAUGUCAGUUUAGCUAAUAAAUGAAUUUUUGAGAUGUUUCAAAGUAAACAGUGUGAUGAAUUUUGUUUCAAGGGGCUUGACUACUCAAAGUUUCGGCUCUAUGCUGAGAUAGGAAUAUACAAUUUUAAUGCUUGAAAGGGUAAUUUAGUCACUUUUCUCAAUAUCACUUUGAAACUUUAACUACAUUGCGGUAAGAUAAAAAGAAAAACUAAGUUAUUUUAAGGUAAUGUUUUUUCAAAUUACUUUUAAAAUAUAAACUUAAGAUAACUUUUUGGUACAUGGUGAUUUUCUCUUUGCAAGGUAGAGUUGAUUUUUAUUUUUAAAUUAUUUUAUGAAAGGGGAAUGAAUCUCAUCCAAAAGCACUUGACGUAAAACCUUAUUUCAGCGCAUUAUUUAAUAAAGUUAACAGAGUUAAUAAAUAAAAUAUUAUAAAUAAUAUAUGUGAGUAAACGUUCUGAACUUUUGGUUUGCUUUGACAACCGUUUAUACAGAAAGUGUCCUAACAUUUCCAACUAUUAAUAUACAGGUACAGUAUUUCUCAUGAUAUAGUUUUAGUAAGCUCCUAAGUCUAAUCCAAUCAAUCAAUUUCUCUCUUCCUUCUUAUGCAAAACAUGUAACACUGAUCAAUAGUGACCUCGAUGGCAUACGGCAAUUAGCAUAAUUUUUUUAAAAAUUUAUAAUGACCAAUACUCAAAGUCAAUAUUUAUUUUAUAAAUCAUCAAACUUAACAUUUAAAUUACAAUUUUUAAAUCCACGAAGUUGAACUGUGUUGCAUUUCUGAGCAUCUAAAUUACAUACUUUUUUUAUAGACAGAAAAAUUGUUUUGUAUACCAGUACCAAGGAGUUGUUUGGGCAGGUUUUUUUAUUUGUUUGAGGUUUGUCCAUAUUUCAGGUCCUCAGUGUGGAUGGUGAUAAAAGAAACACACAUAAUGAUUUUUUGGACUUAUUAUAAAAAUUUGAUUAGUUUUUAUCAGCGAAAUACAAAUUUUUGCUCAUUUAGCCUGCCACAAAACAUAAUAUAAACCUCCCAGAUAUUUCUGGAGGCACCCAUGGGUUUUGUCUUGUGCUUGAGAUUCCAUGUUGUCAGCACUAACAUUUUUUCGAAUUGAAUCCUUGUGGUCUUGUCAAUCCAAUAACUUAUAGACAAAGUGACGACAUUCAAUAUAAGUUUAUAAAUAUGUACAAUGUAAAUUAUUCUUGGCCUUCAUUGCUAGGCAUGGAGAAUAAAGAUGGAUACAGGUAUUUGUUCAAGCCCUACCAAAAUUUUCUAUUUAUGAGCACCUAGUUGGUAAUCAAGUUGUUGAAGCCUUAUUAUUUCUACUUUACACUCUGUAUGCACAAUCAUGUGAUACAUAACCAAAUUUUAAAUUUUGUGUUAAUGAUUGUGGGAAAUUUGUGACAGCCUUUCUAGUAAGUUUUUUUCUACAGAAUUACAGCAAAUGUGAUCAUCAGUAUUAAAGAGAUUUAGAUUAUAUGUUUACAAGUUGUAAAUAUCAAUCCUGUAUAUAUUUUUAUUUUCUGGUCUGUUUGCAAGUUGAACCAGCAGCAUUGUUAAAACCCAUGACCUGUAAUGUUUUGUUUGAGAUGGAGUGGUAUGGUGUUGGGAAAGGUAUGUCCAUCUUGGUAGUUGAAUGUGCUGUUAGUGAACAAUGAGGCAACAUUUAGUAGCAAUAUAUAUUUAUAUUACCAGUGGUGUUUCCUAAUUAACUAACAGUUCAAUUAUGUUGUUGACUACUAACAAAACUGUUUUUUGUAAAAAUGUAAUUUAACAUUUUUCUGUGGAUAUUAAUUGUAAUGUUUUAUUUACUAAUACCUCAUUAAUAGCCUGAUUACUGGUUUAUUUUCAAUGUUUUGUGGCCAUUUUAUUAUAUAAUUUUGUGCUUGUGGAAAGUUAUUAAUAAAAUAGUUUUUUGAUGUGUUUUUUGUGAAUUAACCCAUUUUCAGUUUUUUCAGAAGAUCAUUAAUUGUUAGACUAAAGAAUCUCACUUUAAGACUGCAGCAAAUUUGUACAUGAACAUUUGAUCAUUGCUGGUACAAGGAAAUUUUGGUGUCUGUACAGUCAUAAAGUAUUUACUUGCACAUAGUAAACUUUGGAAAGAAAUGGACAUUCUCCUUAUGUGUGGUGAACGGUGGCAUACAUUUUCAAAGUUGGGCUAGUGAAAUACUUUUUUUUUUCUAUGAAAGGUAUGAAAUCAACAUACAAUUUUUACAAAUGGAUUUUGCAUGUUUUAUGAGUGUAUACUGCAUUUUCUGGAUAAAUUAGGAUAUUUGAGUUAUAUACUUAAGUUGUAAUUGGUUUCGCUGUAGUGAUACUCUGAAUGUUCAGGAAUUGACAUUCCAGCUUUGCAGAAUGCCGCCUGUAUAUAUGUAAGUAGUCCCUUAAUGUGAACUGGAUUUUAAUGCAGUAUGUGUACAAUUCUGGCUCUUUGUUUACUCCUUUAACAGAUUUGUAAUACAGAGAACCCAAGAAUGAGUCAUCUAAUUAAAAUUUAUCAUUUAUAUUUGGAGUCAACUUACAUCAGUUUUUUUUUAGAUUUCCAAUUGCUUGUGAAGUUAGUGGAGAAUGAUAAAUACUCCAGGGGUCAUACAAUUCCACCAGCAAAUGCUUUGGCAUAUUCUUUGUUUUGGUUGUAGCUUCAUUGUAUGUAUUUGACUGUUUCUCAGUAGUCCACCUCGUGUUUGUCGUGGGCUUAGUGUUGUUGCAGUAUCCUAGUCCGUGAUCUUCCUUCUGUGCCGUGGUGCUGCUGAAAGCACUGCGGCGCUAUGCAACUUGCACUUACAUGCCACAGGAAAUGGGGGGGCCAAUCGCUAUCAUGGCAGAUUUGUGCUAAAGGCUGCAAGCAGGGGUGUUGUGCGAGCAGUAACAUUAUUUUAUUGGUUUAAAUUCCCUUAAUGGCAGUGAUUGUAACACAUCAUGCUCAUGUAGUGAGUGUCGUGGGAUCAAUCCCAACAUUUCAUUCUGAACAAAA